Nymphalis io (European peacock) is the source of this 2607-nucleotide messenger RNA. RefSeq names its product homeobox protein OTX1 B-like. The transcript has 3 exons. Gene Ontology annotation, biological process: regulation of transcription by RNA polymerase II. The coding region runs from base 359 to 1495 and encodes 378 amino acids. Gene Ontology annotation, molecular function: RNA polymerase II transcription regulatory region sequence-specific DNA binding; DNA-binding transcription factor activity, RNA polymerase II-specific. The record is from RefSeq and is a predicted model, not a curated record. NCBI's taxonomy places the organism in Eukaryota, Metazoa, Arthropoda, Insecta, Lepidoptera, Nymphalidae.
UAGCACUUUGUCUCGUACGCUCGUCGAGUUCGGUCACAGCAGUCAUUGGCUCAUAUUCUUCUCCGAACAUCGUAUUAUGGUAAUAUAAAUUGACCAACCGUGGACUAAAUUUGGUUAGUUCGUUAAAGUUGAUUAAAGCCAUUUAACCGGGACGGACACGACGAAACGAACGGCGCGAGCGUCGAUCCCGCAGAAUAGACUAAAUGAGCUUCAAUUGUUUAAUAUCGGAAUCGAUAAUUCGAUCUUGAGUCGGGCUCGUGGAGCCCGAGGUCCGAACGGCAGGCAGGCGGCCGCGACGGAGCCGAGCGAGGUUGGUGCGGAGGUAGCGGGUGCGCACCCGCCCGCCACCGACGGCUACAUGUACGUGUGCGGAGACAGCGCCGGCGGUGCCGGACCGCGCUACGAGUGCGCCUUUGAGGGCGGCGGAGGCAUGGAGCAGCCCACCUUCGAGGAGCACAUGUUUAACGAGUUUGGCAAGGAUCGGCAAGUGCAGGUGGUAGUGGGCGCAGGCGGCGAGCUGCAGUACCGGGAUGACCUGCCUGUGUUUGCUGGCAGUGAGCAGAAACGUAAAGAAGAACCAUUACUAUUACAAGCGGUAGAAGCAGCCCCGGCAUCACAUGCGCAGCAUCCGCCACCUCCCCCUCCUCCACCAACUACUUCUAAGAAAAGUGACAAAAAGAAAAGCGAUAAUAACGGAAUCAAGAAAAAGAAAACAAGAACGACGUUCACUGCUUAUCAAUUGGAGGAACUUGAACGAGCUUUCGAACGUGCUCCAUACCCAGAUGUUUUUGCUAGAGAAGAAUUAGCUCUGAAAUUGAAUCUAUCUGAAUCACGAGUCCAGGUGUGGUUUCAAAAUAGAAGAGCAAAAUGGCGUAAACGUGAGCCUCCACGAAAGACAGGUUACAUUGGUUCCAGUUCUCCAAGUUCAACAACAUUAGGCGGCGGCUUCUCAAGCAUUGGAGGCAACUUGCCUGCUUUUCCUCAAAACGGCUUGCCAGCACCAGCUGAUUCAUGGUCUUACCAACAUUCAUAUGAAUUAUCUUCACAUCACUUGCUAUCUUCAGGAAGUAGUGGUUACCCUGGAUUCAACACUCAGCCAGCUGCUUACUCCUACACUACAGUUCUUAAUGGGCACGAUGGGCAGAUGUUUGCUCCGCGACAUUCAUACGAGUAUGGCGAGGGUAGCCCGCCACCGCUUGGCGUAAGGGAUUAUCCUAUGAUUGCAGCUCAUUCUCCGCAAAUGGAAACACAUGGGCACGAAGACAAGUUAGACUAUCGUACUCAUGAUCACGAGGAUAAGUACUCUUCGUGCGCAUUACAAGAGGAACCGUCUCGAUACGCCGCACCACCAGAAGAUUAUGACAAAUGCGGUAUGGUCCCACACGACAAACAUUACGAGAUGGACCGCCAUUCUGAACUCUCACAGCCGAUAGUUGUUAAAAUGGAACCAAGCCCGAGUCAGCCGUAUACGUCGCUGCCCCCUUUUUUGAAUUGAAAUACUCUUUUUCGAAAUUAUCAUAGCGCGUAGAUCAAUUUCGAAAAGGAGUAUUAUUAAGCGGGACGAUAUUUUAUUUUAUUCUAAUAAGAAUGUGCAUACGAUUGUAAUGCACAAAGUUAGAUUUAAUUUUGAUGGUAUCAUUAUUAAAAUGUACCCCUAUACGCGUCAUUUAAAAUUAUCACUUAGUUUAACUUAAGAAAAAUCUUAAAAUUAGAUGUUUUUUUACAAAAUGAGAGGAUGAUGAAAGAAUAUAAUAAAUAAUAGCUUUUACUUUAAUGGUAUUUAUUAGAUUUAUAUUUGUACAUAAACAAUUAGUUAUGUGAGUCUGUUUAAACUGCCUAUUUGAUGCAAAUGAGACGUAAGUAGGUACAUAAUACCUAUUAGUUUGAAAAUUGGUUUUUAACCAGAGUGCAUUCCCUGUGCCUUAUUGUUUUUAGUUUUUAAAUCAACUAAGACGAUAAGUUUUAAUUAAAUACUAUAUCUACGGGUUCGACCCAGCUUACAAAAUAUAUAAAGAUUUAAAUUAUAAGUUGCUUUUAGUGUUAAAAUACUUAUAUUUUGAUACUAAAACCAUUUUCUUAGCAUUUAAUAGUUUUUUUUUUUAUAUAAAUAUAGUACGUAUGUUUUUUUUAUUGAUUUUAAGUUUUUGUUACGUAGCUCUUAAGAUAAUAGCAUAUUAAUAGUUAAUAUUAUAUGACAUAGAGUUUUUAUCCGGCUCGAAGGAGUAAGACAUAGUUAAGUCUAAAUAUAUUGACGUGAAUGAUGUGCCAAAUAAUACAUACAGUAGCAGUAAUUAUGUAAUUUAGACAACUAUAAUAAGAAUAAUAAUUGGAACUAUUCAUGUUCGGAAAAAUGAUAAAUGUCAGUAGGUGGAAUAAUUAUUUCAUGCAUUUAUUUUUUUCAAAAGAAAAAGAAACAAAGCAAAAUAUAAUGUAACAUACAUAAACAAAUAUGCUUCACGCUUUCAGGGUAUUUAUUGCUACAGUGGUCGAUAUUUAAAUUAGUUAAGUAAACCCAUGAAAUAUUUGAUAAUUAAAAAUCUUAAAAGCAAUAUUUUAGUGUAGAUGGAAUACGUUGAAGUGUAAUAAUAAUUACAAUGUGCUUAUUGA